AGCUCGAGUAAAAUACACGUAUUUCACUCGCCAUAACAAUUCGCGCACACCGCGUAACUAAAACACUAAAUAUAUGAAUUAAAACCCAUAUAAUAUUGAGUUAAAUCAAGUGAAAGACGAUUAUUUUCGUUCAGUGAAAGUGUAGGAGAAAAUUUAGGUGAAAGUGUGUUUUGUGAAAGGACAUAUAAUUUAGGCUCUUUCGCUUGGGAUUUAAGUAGAAUGUCGUGGUAUAGGAUGAGUGCGGGGUGAGGUGAGCAGCAGAACGGGGCGCAAUGAGCGCUCCGGAGCCUUUAGUGCUUCAAGCGCUACAGGGCUACACCGAGCAGAGCGACAAGUGGCCCGGGCCUCGAGUCGUCAAGAUAUUCGUCGCUUCCGUGUACAAUGAUUUCCGGGAAGAAAGACGUCAUGUCCUGGAGUUGGCGGGCCCAGAGUUGCAAGCGACGUACGAUGACCGACAUGUCGAGUUUGAGUUCGUGGACAUGCACUAUGGCACGGAUGGCGGGGACGAGACGAACCCGGCAUUGCUUCGAUACCAUCUCGAAGAAAUACGAUCCUGCAACCAUGCGUCGAAGGCAGGAUACUUUCUAUGCUUUAUCGGUGGUGACACGUCAACCUACCAGCCAGUCCUACCAUUCAAGAUAGCUGGUGAAACGUUCGAACAGCUUAUCAAAUCGGAAUCAGCUCAAACAGCACUCAUACGCGCAUGUUAUAGGCUCAACGGCGACGGCAAUUACCACUUAGAAGGCGAUGAGAAAUGGUUCAGCGAUUUAUUAGACCGAGAUGAACAGCGGAAAAGGCUAUCAAUAGUUCAGAAGGUGUUCAACACACUCGCGCUGGAAGCCUUGGAAAAAGGUGCCGAUGUGACCAACCUGCUUCGAAGCCCUGUGGAGAUACAAUGUGACACGGCUCUUGAAUUAUUGUCAACGGGAAAGCAUCCGAAAGGUCUUAUUGUUGUGUAUCGAGACAUUCCAGAUUUGGAGGCGGACGACUCCAAAUUAACGACGCUAGUGCACCAGAGAUUAAAAAAGUUACUAAAAAAGUUCGAAGACGUUUUACCAGAGACUCAUGUAAUUAGGUUAGAAGCAAUAUCAGCAGACUCCUCGCGGACGGACGCGGCGUCAGACAACGAAGAGAAACUGUCGCCCUUCAGGGAGAAGGUGCAAGCGGUUGUGUCGUCGCUGGUCGACGACAGCCUCAGCACUGAACCCGAUCAGGGGAAGGGCAGGAAAAAGACUGUACAGGAAGUAUUUUUGGAACACAUCACUCACCUUAGAAUAUGUAUAGAACAUAAUCGUCUUUAUAAAGUAAAUGUUAAGAAAAUUGAGGACGCAGCUAGAGAUAUAUUAGAUAACGCCAAAGAAAACUACGAGAAUAGGUGUCGACAUCCCCCGGUGCUGAUUUACGGGCCCGAUGCCUCCGGAAAAAGUACUUUGUUGACGCAUCUUUAUUUCAAAUGCGAGGAAAUAUUCCCCAAGCCGGUCUUGAGGAUAAUACGGUUCUCAGCCGCUACGCCGAGAUCUGCAUACAAUCUAGAACUGCUGAGGGUUAUGUGCCAACAGAUAUCCAUCAUCUUGAACAUUCCUGAAGGCUACCUACCGAAAGACGCGAGUUUUGACCCCCUCUACAUAAACAACUGGUUCCAAAGCUUGCUCAAAAGAUGCGAAGAAAUGAAAGACGAAAUCUUAUUAAUAUUCAUCGACAACGUUCACAGAGUAAACCCAUUAGAAUGUGACAUCGUGACCGGACUGUCCUGGCUGCCUAUGUCUUUGCCGAGAAAUGUUUUCCUAUUUUGUACGAGCGCCAUGUCUUUAGAACAACUGCAAUUGACCCCGGCGCAAAAGGAAAAGUUCAAAGUUCAAAAUUGUUACUACUUGUUGGACGCGGUAGAAGAGAGUCCUGAAAAUAAUAGCUGCGGCGAUUACAUAGAUGGGGCCUUUGAUAACUUGGAAGUCGUCUUCGGUUCAAAAUCGUUUAGUAAAUUGGCUGGUUAUAUAACUUGUUCAGAGUUUGGUCUCACGGAACUCGAAUUGCUAGAACUUUUGAUGCCAACUAGCAACAGCGAUGCAGUUAUUACACUAAAGGAUGCCAACUUCAACUUUUCCACUUUGUGUGUCGCUAAAUAUAUGAUGCUGACGAAGACAAUAAUAGUAGAGAACGUGGUAUCUGGUCGAAGUACCUGGCGCUGGAGAGCCGCGGCCGCGAGCGCGCGCGCAAGGAGGCGAUACGUGCGCGUGCAGAGCGCGCUCAGGGACGCGCAUUCCGAUCUAGCCGCGUUACACUUUGCCAACUUUCUCAAUGACACCGAUGAUACUGAUACUUCCGAAACACAUGAACCUGUUCUCCCAGGUUACGUUGACGAUGAUGACGCCCUUCUCGAUUCAACGCCGUUCCACUCGGCGAGCAGGACUGCGGCCGCGUUCACACAAAGACACGUGGAAGAAUCCUGGCUACAUCUACUCCUAGCUGGGGACUUCUCCAAACUGAAGGAUUUGACUGUCUGCAACUUUGACUUCUUGCUCGCUGCUGUGCAGACAGUGACGAUAUCGUAUCUCCGCUGCAUCCUAGAGCACGUUCGCUGUUACAUUCUGGACCGGGACGUUGAGCUCGUCUACGGCGCCGUAAGAAAAUCCAGCGACAUCCUAACACGGGAUCCGAUGCAAUUGGGCGCACAGAUAAUAGCGUGGCUUCGACCGGCGGUGGCUCGGCGAGGUGUCCUGGCAACUUUGGUGACAGCUGCCAUGGCGUGGUGUGAUGGCUAUGACAAACCUCUCCUAGUACCUCUUAACGGCUGGCUACAUCCACCGAUAGCGUCUACAGUACGCGUAGUCUCCGUAGGCGGCUCUACGCCGGGAGCCGGUGUACGCUUGCUGCAACUGGCGCCCUCUGGACAACAUCUGGUCUUGGCACCUUCUGCGGGCGACCCGCAACUCUGGCACGUCAUGUCCAACUCUAAAGUGCACACUUUUAAAGGUCACUCAGGGCGGAUACUUUGCAUGUGUGUCACACGAGAAUCCCAAUACCUAUUGACUGGCUCUGAAGACACCAGCGUCAUUGUUUGGGACCUGCACACCUUGGCCGUCAAGACCAAAAUUCUAGAGCACAUAGCCCCAGUUCUAUGUGUAGCAGCAAUCGUGAACCGAUCCUUGGUCAUCAGUGGAGGAGAGGACUCCGCAGUUAUUGUUACGUCGCUCGUCGAUGGAGCAUUGGUAACUAAGCUCGACCACCACCGUGGUCCAGUCACAACAAUAAAAGUCAUCCAAGAUGGCGAUAUAUUAGUCACUUGUUCACAAGAUGGAACUGUUUGCACGUGGAACGUUGACAGCUUUACACUGCUCAGCACUGUAUCGACCGGCGUUCCGAUUCACGCAAUGGAAGUCACCGAGGACAAUGUAUUCCUGGUCACGCUUCAGGGGGAAAACGAGCUCCAUAUACGGACCUUUAUAACUGGCACGCAUUUACAUAUUUUGAAGAGGCAUAAGGCUAAGGUAAAAUGUUUCUGCGUUGGGCACGACUCGUCCAGGGUAUCAGUGGGCUGUGCCGAUCAGCGUAUCUACAUAUACAGCCUGCACACUGCCCAGUUACUUCGCACAUUGGCCGCGGCGCACGACCUCGCGGCUCUGGCGAUUGCUGACAAGGACCACUUUCUUUUGGCUGCUGGUGGCAACAGAGUGACAAUAUAUUCAUUCCACACUGAGGAUAACCUGACUAACUUCAGGCCUACAAAAAUGUUGAAACGAAGACAGACAAAAUCUACCACAAACAUAACUUUGCUACAAGCAGAACAAAGUGAACUGAUACCAAUAAGCUGUUUAGAAGUAUCCAGGGAUGGCCAGUUAGCAGCUAGUGGUUGUGCGCGCGGAUUGGUUAGAGUCUGGCAACUGUCCACACACCGAUUGCAAACCACACUGAACGGACAUUUGGGCCACAUCACUUGUGUUACAUUCAGUCCCAAUAACUUAUUGGUACUGAGUGGAUCUGAAGAUAGAACGGUGGUCGUGUGGCAACUCGCUGAUAAUUCUUCUUCAUUGACCUAUAAGGGUCACCAAUCAGCACUACAAACUCUGCUGAUGAUGUCGGAUGGUCGCCGCGCCAUGUCGGGUGACCGAGCAAGGAACGUUCACGUUUGGCUCGUCGACUCUGGCAUCGUACUUCACUCGGCUACGUGCCCUACCGCCAGCAUCGACGUUACGCUCAACAUGAAGUUUGCGGUAUUGUCAGAUGGAGACAAUUCAGUCAGAAUCUGGGCGUUAGCUGAAGGAGACAGCGGGGAGGAAAAGCGUUCAGUUUCCCACGCUGAACGAGUGACUUGUUUCGCUUUGACGGCCGACUCGCAGCAUGUCGUGACAGGCUCUAUGGAUAUGUCGCUGAAAGUUUGGCAAUUGGAUGGCGGGAAAUUAUCACAGGUUCUGGUAGGCCAUUCAGACAUAGUGACCUGCGUGGCAGUGUCCAUAACGAACAAGACGCAAGUGGUGUCCGGAUCGUGGGACUACAAUCUAAUCGUGUGGGACAUUAACACUGGAUCCGAUGUGCAUCUGCUAUCAGGGCAUUUGGGGAAAGUCACCUGUGUUAAAGUUACCGGUGAUGGAUCUAUCGCUGUUUCAGGUGCGGAGGAUAAGACACUUAUAAUUUGGGAGACGAAACGAGGCUUGGCGCUGACGUCGUUCGCUCUCCACGUGCCUUUGUUGGGAUUCCAAAUCACCAGCGACUGUUCGCGAGUUGUCGUACAUCUUCUGGACAGAGGUUGCUUGCCGAUCAUUUGCCUCCAUAACACGCCUGCCACCUACGUGAAAAUACCUACAUACGCCGCGCCCACCAAGGACGUUGAUGAAUUACGGCCGCUUGCGCCGAAGCGGCCAAUGAGAAGAUUGCUCAAGAAGGAAGUGUCACUGGACACGUACACGUGGCAGAAGAAAUACGGACACCUCACUUCGGCAGCCAUGAUGGCGCAAGUGGACGAACGGUUGAAGAGGCGAUUUUCUGUAUCAGCGUCUAUGGAAGAGAUAUCAAAAAUUCAAGAAGCGAAAAAUAAAGACUUGGGCUCACAGGUGAGUCUGGGCCCUGAACAAGCAGCAAUAGCACAAUCUCAACACUUCGACCAGUUGGAAGCGCUAUGGAACAAAAUAUCACCACCUCGUCGUCGUUCCAAUAAGUCAUUAUCAAAACAAAGCUCUCUGAUCGAGAGAGUCGAUUCAUCUGACGAAGAUCAUACUCCGGUUGAAGAACAAGAACACAUGGUGGAGUAAUAAAUUAAGUAAAUCGAAUUAGUUUAAUGAACUUCUAGAUUUUAUCUUAACUUGUUUUACUGAGCUGGUCUCAAUUUAUUUGCCAAUUUAUUACGCAGACUUUAAUUUAAACAAUGAAUUUGUACAUUAAUUGGAUAACUGUUUAAAUUUAUUUGUUGUACAGCUCUUUUAAUGGAUUGAAAUAUAGCGUAUUAAUAAUUUAAUUCUUUCGUUCUCAAUACAUCAUUAUGAAAUUAUUUCAUUGUUUGUUGAAUCUUGCAAAUACCUAUUAUUAUUUGAAAGAAGGUAGAAACAAAUUAUGUUACCUUUCGUAACGGCAUCUUCAAUAGUUUAUUAAAUUAUAUUUUUUAUUGUGAAUACGUAUCACAUUAAUGUACGACAAAACGUUUAGAUACAUGAUGAGAAAAACAUACAAACAGCACAGCUUAUGUAAUAUACAUCAUACUUAGUCAAAAAAUAAAUACUAUUUCGUAUUUUAUUAUUUUGAUACUAUGAAGAAUAUGAGUAGGUAUGACGUCUCAAUUUCAGCGUAGUUCCCUUUUCCCAAGUAUUUCAGGAACUUGAGCAUUCAACUAGUAAAGUUACUAACGUCGAGAAUGUUUUUAUUCAUAUCCGAAACCUUGAGUGAGUCAGAAACGGGAAGGAAAACUUAAAAACAACUUUUUUCUGAACAUUACUACAAUGUCGUCUCUAUCUUUAUUUCUUAUCUAAAAAAUCAAUAGUACAUGAUAUUAUGUCCUAGCAUAGUCUGUUUCUAUCUUAAUAUGGUAACAUAAGCGUUUGGUAAGGUUAUUUAGCGUAGAUACCUAAGUAAUUUUAGACUUCCAGCCUCUACGCAAUGUGAUCUUGUAGUACUAGCUUAGUUUUCGGACCAGUUUCAUUAACUUGUCUAAUAUCUAUAACUUCGUACUUUGGGCAUCAUAACACUGACUGUCAUUUUACAUUUGUGUAUCUUUCAUCAAAAUUAGUUUACCGCCCUGCCUACCGUUAAAAAUAGCUUUUUUAAUUUAUUUAUUUACAAAAAAUGUUUACAAAGUGACUCAAUUACAACUUCGGUGUAAUAACAAACUCUUUUGAAUUAAUGAAUGAUAUAUUUAUUUUUUGAUUUUUUCUAUACUUAUUAUGAUUAAUUUACACUUCGGGCCACAAAAAUAUAAUCAUUUCGUUUAUAUUUGUGCUCCGAAUUUAAGAAGAAGUUCAGAAGAUUUUUUUAUGCAAAUGAACUUGUACAAAAUGCUUAAACCCUCAAGUAAAUCUGCUAUUGGCUAAGUUUUGAAACUGGUCCUUAUUCCUAUCAACAAUAAAAUAAGUACAUGUUAGUUCUGGUUUUAAGAGUAUAACAUUAUUAUUAAUAAGAAUAAAUAGUAUAGAUUCCAGAACUCUGUAUCAAUUCUGUCAUGUAUAAAAAAACUUUUAACAAAUUGAUAGAACUAAAAAAGAAUCGUUUAAAAUAAAGCAGCACUACUUUAGUCUGCUGCUUUAUUAGUAACUGCAGUGUUUAUUUAGUUUGUUAGUUUUUUUAUGACAUAUUCGACGGUUUGUAUAAUUUUGUGCAACAUAAUAUUUUAAUUCAGCAUUUAUUUCUAUACGUAAUUGACGUACUUGUUCAUGUUAUUUUGUAUAAUAAUUAAAAGUCUUAUUUUUUUUGACGGUUACGUAAGUAAGUGGCGAAUUAAAAUUUAAUAUAAUUAUUAUUAUAAUCUUUUUAUGACAUUUUUAACAUUACAUUGGCUUGCUAAUAUUUCACUAAUUCCUACAUAAUAACCUGAAAUGCAUAAUAUAGCGCUCGACGGCAAAUUUCGCGCGCGCGUACUUUCGAUGUGAUUGUACAAGGAAUUUCUUCAUAAGCAACAAAAUACAUCGUAACUCCGACGGCACGCGACUACAAUAACGCGGGUCCGUUGCACUUCUAGUUCAAUACAACUUCUAGAAGGCGCGUUGGACAUUUUUCCGUCGCGCGUUUUAUUUGUUUCAGUCCUUAAAUUUUAUAAUAAGCUUAAAUAAUAAAUAAUCUCCCCGAUCAUUGUAUCGAACUAGUUUUCCAAACUGUGAUCCCUUAUAAAGACUUUUUAUUAAGUACAUUUAAAGUUACCCCUAUGAAUAAUGUUAGCGUAUAUUCUAGUGAACACCUAGUCUAUAGUUAUUAAUAUUUACACAAUAGUUACUAAAUAGUACAAUUUAGUUCGAAGCAUUUUAAUAAUCAUUUUAUUUAUAAUGAUGUUAAUAUUUUAUAUUAGAAUGUAAUUUUACUUCUUCGUAAAAUCAAAAAUAUUUUGGAAAAACCCAAUACCAAUAGCGAUUUUUGAUUAAAAACUAUUUUUCGCAUAAUUUAUAAAUAAUUAAUAAACAGUAUUUUCAAUAGAAUCGUCCUAAUCGCUACUCCAUUUUGUAGCGAUCAACCACUAUUCGGUCGAUUAAUCGUGAACAAUUUUUUUACAACUAGGUGUACAAGACUGUUUUUUGUUAUGCUGAUCACAAAUCGGCUUGAACUUUGUAAUUCAUCAAUUUUGAAAAAGGCACGCGAUUACGGACACACAACUAUAAAACAUUCUAAAAAUGUGUUAAAUGUUUUAAAACUUUUUAGAUUUUUAUCUAUAGAUAAAAUAGUACAUUACAAUACGUGUGACUUAAGUAGGUACACCUGUUCAAGUCGCGAGUAUAGUAUAUUAUUUUAUUUUAGCGUGACCUAAACUCGCAUUUAACUAACGCUUAUCUGUGACUUAAGUAGCUCAUUUUUACACCGUGCAAUAAUACAUUUUUGUAUGGUGUAAAAAUGGACUAGGUACUCAUACGUCGAAAAGUUUUAAGUAAUGUGGGUUUAGGUCACGCUGUGCUACAAAUACUAACCUAAUAUUUUUGUUGCGAAUUUUUCAUGUCAUAUUUUAUGACUAUUAUAUUAUUCAUAUUAUGUUUUAUUUUAUAAUAUUAUUAUCUUGGUUAUAAUUGUUGGUUAUUUUUUACUUAAGUACAAAUAAUUCUAAUAUUUUAAUAUAAUUAGGCUUCAUUAAAAUUACUUAAAUUGGAUUUAGAUGUUAUUAAUUAGAAAAUGCAAUAAUAUUUCAUAGGUAGUUGCACUUAUUUGUAGAUUAUUAAGCUAGUGUCUUUGAAAAAUUUGUUUCUAUCUGUUCUAACUUUGUUAUAUAUUUCUGAAUAAAACCUUAAGACGCGUCCGCAUUAAUAAGACAAAUGCGUUUUUCUUUGUAUUCAGCAAAAAUAAGUAAUUGUUUUACGCACAUAAAUGUUUUUAUCUGCACGCGCUCCGAUAGCUGUCGGUUUUUUGACGAAGAUCAAUCGGCGCAUUGUGUCUUAUUGGACUUUCUGUUCAUUUAUUUCAUAGGAUACAGUAUACACCAUCAAUACACUGUAUUAACAUUAAAAAAUAUUAUGUUGUAAUAAUUCAUAAUUAAUUGUUUUAACGCACAAUAACACUUUAAUGAAUUAAAAAGUUACCACGCAGAGCGGUAGUGCCCAUAUAUAGAGCACCUAGUACCAAUACUGCAUGCCGUAUGCGGCAUUAUUUACGAGGGAAAAGAAUAGGUGAGGUGAAAAUAUUUAUGUCGGGUGCAGCGUUCAACAACGACGCACAUUUUUAUUGGUGUGGACGCGGCAUUAGAACUCCCUCGAGGUAUCGACAGAUAACUUUAUCCGAUACUGGUGAAACGAAACCUACUACAUUAAGUACAAAGUGCAGUUCUUCUGAACUUUGACAUUCAAACUCAAUUCAGCAUAUUCAAAUAAGUAGACAUGAAAUAUAAUAUCUAUUUUUACUUAAUUACAACGGCGAACGACUCUAGGCAAGUUUGGAACGAAAGAAAUGUCUUGAAAGAAAUUUCUUGUUAUCUGCCGAUACGUGUUUUACCUAUAGCAUAAUAAUAUGAUUCAAACUUUCCUUUACCCAUAUUGUAUUAAAAUCUACUAAGUACUUACCUUUUUUAUUAAUAACUAAAAAUGAUAGAUAAAAUAACAUUAUUUCAUCUUAUUUUUUAUCUUAAUAUAUUUUACAGUUAACUCUAUAGUCUAAGCUAAAUAUAAAAACCUUAGGCAGAAUGUAGUACACAUCAGGUUACCGCAUGAGUUUAUCGCAUUGACAUUGGUUAACGGAAAUCGCAUACCUAUUGUAGGCCUUAGUAUCGAAAUUGUAAAUCUCAAACUUUGAUAAGAGAUUCCGAAUAUCAAUGUCGGAAUAAAAUGGACCUUAACUUGCUCGUUUCAAGGAUCUACUAGUAGUAGUUCGUCCACUCAUCUGCAAUGUCCCAAAAUUUUUUGGAAAUUAAUGAUGUAGUAGAAAUAUCUACUGAAUACUUACUAAACUACUAUAAGACAUGGACAACGUGGAUUUUUUCUGACAUUAUAGGAUGAAUAUUAGAAAUAUUAUAAUAGAAGAGAACGUUGUCAAGAUAUGCAAACUCGUACUAGAGGUAAGUACGUAAGCCUCAAAGCGCGCGUCAAACUAACGCAAGACUUUAUGGUGCAAUUGCUUACCUAAAUUGUUUGUUAGCCCGCUUUCGGGGAUCCGAAUGCGGAAACCAGAAACGGUUUUUACAACGGCAACAUAGAAUUCCGUCUAAGGGCGUCGUAUAAGGUGGGGCGUAAAACAACAGACGGUAAUCGAAUUCAUAGAUUUUAGAUGUAGAUUAUACCUAUCAGUAUAGUGGCUCAUUUGCACACUUCGGUUGAUCGAUCGUCAAACCAUCGUUACGAGUUACGACACACCGCUAUACAGUAAUGUGUCUGCAGCUUAAAAUUUAAUGCGGUAACCACAUGCGGCUAACUAAUGUUUACGCUAAGCCUAAGAGCGGUUUCAGAUUAGCGUUUUUUUGCCAAGCGAUACAAGCGAGACGUUUCUUUAUCGUAAUCCAUAUUGCUAUUGCCUGACCCACUGGUUCGAACGAACACGCCAGAACGAGCAUGUGCACGCGCGUUCUGUUUAUUGAAACGUGAAACGUAGCGCGCAUCUAAGCGUAAGUGAGCGUCGUACGCGCAAAAACGCUAGUCUGAAACCGGGCUAAACUUGUCUCAAGCAUAAGGUCACGUUUACACGAAGUACGCAAUAAAUUGUAUCGUAAUGUUAGUCACUCACCUUGUUAACUAUUUGUAUAGAGUUUUAUAUAUUCGUGGUUUCCUAUUCCUCACUUGAUGUGGAGUGAGUUUUAUUUUGGACCUGUCGUGAUGUUAUAUCUGAAAUAUAUUCUCUGUGUUUCUUA
This is a messenger RNA of Maniola jurtina (meadow brown), 10447 nucleotides long. RefSeq names its product protein qui-1. The record is from RefSeq and is a predicted model, not a curated record. The transcript has 32 exons. Lineage: Eukaryota; Metazoa; Arthropoda; Insecta; Lepidoptera; Nymphalidae. The coding region runs from base 273 to 5243 and encodes 1656 amino acids. Gene Ontology annotation, molecular function: protein binding.